AUGACUGGAGCUGUUAUUCCUAUUCUUCAACAAGAAGCUGCUGACCAGAUUAGGAUGAGAGGGAGGCCUAAUUCAUAUGUUGUUCAAGCAAUCAGUCCUCCGCCGUUUGCUACACCAGUGAAUAUACACCCUGAAAGCAACACAGCUAUCCCUGGGGGUUUACCGACCAACCAACCACCUCCAGAGCCACGAUACAAUUCUCAAUCCUCCAUGAAUCGGGUUUAUAUGAGUGAAGUAGAAACACCAAUACGCGGCUCAUCUUUCCAAGAAAAUCGUGAUCAUUUCAUCAGAAUGUUUGAUCAAAAACGAUGGAACUACCCAGGCGAGGAGUUACAAUCCAUAGAGACCCAACUGUACGACUCUAGAGCUUUAGUGAUCGCAAUUCACUAUGGCGGCAGCGAUCCUUUGCCAGCAACCUACGUAGAUGCACUGAAUAUCACACAUGUUCUCGUUAAAUUCGGGUACCACCCAAAAUGCAUCCGAGUCCUUGCUGACCAAGUCGAUGUUCGCGACCGUAAAGAUGAUCGGUGGCCAAAUAAAGACAACAUCGUCUCCGGAUUGAAGUGGCUAGCUGAAGGAACUGUGCCUGGAUGCAAACGAUUCUUGUUUUUUGCUGGGCAUGGGCAUCGCCUUGUGACGAGUGAAGAGGGUGUAUGCUUUACUCGUGAAGGAAUACUACCUAAGGACUUCUUGACCUACACCACUAGAAGCGGGCAGGAGGUUCCUGACCCUAAGACUGUGCUAUUUGAUGAUGAGCUUAACCAGUUAUUAGUGAAGAUUGGAGAUGGAACUAGACUUACGAUAUCCUGGGCUGCCUGCGAUGGAAGUCAACUGGCACGAGAAGACGCUAACACCGGAGGAAGAUUCACUAGUGCAUUUACUGAUGGAAUAUUCAAAGAGGAAGAGGGCAUUUCCCAGCUCACCUACAGAAUUCUAAACCGACGCAUACAAGCCGAAUUUGAUAAUCACAACAAGAAGGCCAACGAUGUUCAGGAUUCCGCUGCUUCUGCAAGCGGACAAAGUCCCGCCAUAAGAGCCAGUAAGACACAAAACGCAAUUCAGAAAGAUGAAAAUUUUCAGUAUCCCAAGCUAUACGUUUCCAAUAACAUCGCGAAUAUCAUAGCUGAUAGAGAGAUUGUGCUUUAG
Molecule: messenger RNA, 1146 nt
Organism: Rhizoctonia solani
Lineage: Eukaryota; Fungi; Basidiomycota; Agaricomycetes; Cantharellales; Ceratobasidiaceae
Product: ICE-like protease (caspase) p20 domain protein
Exons: 13
Coding region: 1-1146 (381 amino acids)
Biological process (GO): proteolysis
Molecular function (GO): cysteine-type endopeptidase activity
Source: RefSeq, a predicted model, not a curated record